Peniophora sp. CBMAI 1063 is the source of this 867-nucleotide messenger RNA. NCBI's taxonomy places the organism in Eukaryota, Fungi, Basidiomycota, Agaricomycetes, Russulales, Peniophoraceae. The record is from the annotation of a GenBank genome assembly.
AUGUACUCAUCUCGGCGCACACCUAAGGCCAACGAUCCAUAUGGCGAAUUUCAUCUGGUGUUGAAUAAAGUGCACAGCGAUGCUGAUAGACCAUCAACUGAGUGGCUGAACAUGGGCUACUGGAAGACUGAGACCAUAUUCCCGAAGGCAUGCGAAGCUCUUGCCUUACUUCUUUGCAAGUCGGCCCGAAUAAAGAAUGGGGACAGAGUACUAGACGUCGGCUACGGUUGUGGCGAUUCUCUGCUCCUGUUCCUCACACACGAGGAUAUUCCUCAGCUCCGCUCUCUUAGCGGGAUAACCAGUCUUCCGGCUCACCACUACAAAUCCAGAGUCAGGAUGGACGAGCUGCUAUCUUCCGAGCCAGGACUAGCUGCUCGUACGUCGGUUGAGUUAUUCGAAGGAGACGCGGUCUGGCGUGAGGGGGUGACUUCAACUCAACACCCGUUGUCUCGUUACUCACGACGGGAUUUCGACGUCAUCUUCGCUCUCGACUGCGCGUAUCACUUCAACACCCGCCGAGAAUUCUUAGAGGAGAGCUUUGCCCACCUUGCACCGGGUGGACGCAUUGCUUUAGCCGACAUCUGUUUCGACCAAACGCCAGCAGGCGCCGUGACACUCCUGUUAUCCACUAUUCUGCGGACUAUGCCGCGCGCAAACGCCACUUCAAAAGUUGAUUACGCUGCUGGCAUGACAGAUAUAGGCUUCACGGAGGUGACUAUGCAGGAUAUCACAGAGGACGUCUUUCCCGGAUUCAUGUGCUUUCUAUCCACACAAAGCAUGGCGUUCCGGCUCUUGGGGAAGAGCAUAGGACUGUUGCAGACUCUGGGUGCCCGCUUUGUAAUAGUUACGGGAACACGUACCGCUUAA